CACAAGGAUCUGUACAAGGAGGCCAUGAUGGAGGAGCACCAGCCUCUUAUAUCACAAGAAAUUCUAAGUAAGAAUUCCGAGGAUAACGUCAUGUUACGAAAUGAUAAAGUAGAAGACGAAGAUAUAAUGCAGCACUCUUCAGGAGAAAACCUUAAUUUACAUCUAGGACUUCACAGUACAGAAUUAUCAUAUAAUGAGGAACCUUUUCCUGAACAAUCGCAUGUUGUUAUCACAGGUACAGCUCAGAAAGGGGGUAAAAGACUUCAGUGUGGUAAACAGUUCACAAAAAGCUUGGACCUUUCUACACAAAGAACUCACACAGAGGAGAAGCUAUACUCCUGUUCAGAAUGUGGAAAUACUUUUAUACAAAAAUCAGAUCUUGUCAACCAUGAGCGAAUUCACACAGGAGAGAAACCAUAUUCAUGUUCAGAAUGUGAGAAAUGUUUUACACAAAAAUCAGAUCUUGUUAAACAUCAAAGAUUUCACACAGGAGAGAAUCCAUAUUCGUGUUCAGAAUGUGGGAAACGUUUUACACAUAAAUCAGCCCUUUAUAUUCAUCAAAGAUUUCACACAGGAGACAAACCAUUUAUAUGUUUAGAAUGUGGGAAAUGUUUUACACGGAGCACAAAUCUUAUUGCACAUGAGAGAAUUCACACAGGAGAGAAGCCAUAUUCAUGUUCAGAAUGUGAGAAAUGUUUUACAAAUCUAAGUUUUGAUCUGAUCCUGAUCAGGUAUUUACCUAACGUGUCCCCUGAUGAGCCCAACGAUAGUACAGGUGAAAUGCGCCGGGACGAUGACGUGAUAAAUCAACACGGCGUCUUCUUGGUAUAA
This is a messenger RNA of Bufo bufo (common toad), 831 nucleotides long. Its product is annotated as zinc finger protein 2 homolog. The transcript is spliced from 3 exons. Bases 25 to 831 code for a protein of 268 amino acids. NCBI's taxonomy places the organism in Eukaryota, Metazoa, Chordata, Amphibia, Anura, Bufonidae. The record is from RefSeq and is a predicted model, not a curated record.